Enterobius vermicularis (human pinworm) is the source of this 578-nucleotide messenger RNA. The record is from the annotation of a GenBank genome assembly. Lineage: Eukaryota; Metazoa; Nematoda; Chromadorea; Rhabditida; Oxyuridae.
AUGUUGUGUGGGAAUAACGGUAUGUCAUCAGAAAAACAGGAUUCAUCCGUUCCACAAAUUGCUAGUCUUAGCUCACUAAAUGCUAACUAUAUGGAUAUGGAACAAAAGAGCUUUCAAGAUUAUCCACCUCCAUCUUACAACCCGGUAAACUGCUAUCCGUCGUUGCCGCCAGAUUUUUCACGGACAACGGCACCUCCGCCGGUUCCGCCAACAUAUCCCUACUAUCAACCUUCGCCAUUCCAGUCAUCGACGUCAAAUUCUGGAUACGUGUCGGCGACACAACAACAAAAUCCGUAUUUAUUUCAUCAGUCCGCCAGUUCACCAGAAGAGCAUUCAACGAAGAUAAUUGAGGGCGGUGAAGUGCGGAUCAAUGGUAAAGGUAAAAGGGUACGGAAGCCACGAACCAUCUAUACCAGUCAGCAGCUUCAGGAAUUGCAAAGGAGGUUCAACAAAUCUCAAUAUCUAGCGUUACCAGAUCGAGCAGAGUUGGCGGCUCGACUAGGACUAACUCAAACUCAGGUUAGUUUUAUGAGCAAUCUUCCAAUCUUCUCAACGUCAUUUACCUUCUUUUUCUGAAU